Molecule: messenger RNA, 507 nt
Organism: Mesorhabditis spiculigera
Lineage: Eukaryota; Metazoa; Nematoda; Chromadorea; Rhabditida; Rhabditidae
Source: the annotation of a GenBank genome assembly
AUGAAUCAUGAUUUUCCAGCCGACGUUGACAAUUCAGAAAUUUUUGAGCAAUUGGCUAGGAUAAUCAUUGGAGAUGGAACAUGGUCCUCUACAAUUUGCAGUAGGAAAUCCGCAGAAUUCGUCUGGAAUAAAUUGCUUGAAGGAGCAAAGAAAGGAUUGACCGAAGACGAAUUCACGAAAAGUCUAUCCGGAGAAGCUGUCGACCACACAGAUAGUCUUGCAAAAGUCUACGAAGCAUAUCGAGACCGGAUUAUCUCAUUAUUGUCUACAAUUAAAUGCCGGUCUCCGGAACUUGUCGAUUUUAAAGGACGUGUAAUUCCUCCGGAUGUGGACGAUCUCUCUGGCGAAGCCCAUUUUGCCGGCCUCGACGUGCGAUACCUAGAAGUGGGUGCCACUUCAUCAACGCCCCUCCACCUACUCUGCGACCGCGAUCAACUUAUGGACAUGCAGCACCAACUAAUGGAGGCCCAAAAUUUUAUUGCGAAUGUAAAGCGCAAAUUUAAGAAU